UCUUUCCUUGUAGUGGAUCAAUAACUGCAUAGGAAGAAAAAAUUACAAAAGGUUCUUCAUCCUCAUGGUGUUUGCUCUUCUCUUGCUUAUUCUGCAGUGGGCUGUUGGGAUGCUUGUGCUGAUACUGUGUUUUGUUGAGAGAAGGAGAUUUUCUGCUGAAAUUGUUUCAAAGCUGGGUAGUAGCUUUUCCUUGGCACCCUUUAUCAUUGUGGUGGCUGUGUGCACUUUAUUAGCCAUGGUUGCUACUCUUCCAGUUGCACAACUUUUCUUCUUCCAUAUUCUUUUAAUAAAAAAGGGAAUCAGCACCUAUGAUUACAUUAUUGCUUUGAGGGAGCAAGAUCAGGAGCAGGAGCAACUUGCUGUUGGUGGGCAGCAAAGUCCGCAAAUGUCCCAAGUGAGCUCUUUUACUGGACUAAGCAGCACCAGUUCUUUCAAUCAAUUCCAUCGCGGUGCAUGGUGUACUCCGCCAAGAUUAUUCCUUGAGGAUCAGGUAUCAUACUUUCAUUAUUUAGAAAGUUAUUGUGAAUGUAAUUUACCAUGCUCAAUUGUGUAA
Zingiber officinale is the source of this 553-nucleotide messenger RNA. RefSeq names its product probable protein S-acyltransferase 22. The coding region runs from base 65 to 553 and encodes 162 amino acids. The record is from RefSeq and is a predicted model, not a curated record. The transcript is spliced from 5 exons. NCBI's taxonomy places the organism in Eukaryota, Viridiplantae, Streptophyta, Magnoliopsida, Zingiberales, Zingiberaceae.